AUGUUAUGGGACACCCGAGACUAUUUAUAUUCAUCACCUUUUGUAAGAAUUGGUCCAUAUUUAAUUGGACUUGCAGCAGCCUAUCUUCUUGUUCGAAUAAAUCAUAAAUGGAAUGCAAAUACAAUUACUUUAGGAUUAUAUUGGCUUAUUGGAAUUGUUCUUGGUAUUGGAGUGAUGUUUUUUACAUAUGACAAACAAAUAUCUAUUUUUCAAACCGCAAUUUAUGUUGGAUUAUACAGAAUAAUUUGGGCAUUGAUUAUAAGUUGGAUUGUUGUUGCUUCUUCAACUAAUCAUGGAGGAUUAGUUAAUAAAUUUUUAUCUAUGGAAAUAUUUAUACCACUUGGUAAACUUACCUACUGUGCUUAUUUGAUCAAUCCAAUUAUUGUAAGUAUGAUUUAUCUUGGAGCUGAUGUAUCACUUCAUAUGGAAUUGUUUCUUUUAGUACCUAUUUAUUUGGGAAUGAUCUUCUUGACAUAUUUUGCUGCAUAUAUAUUCUAUGUUCUAUUUGAAAUACCUUACAUACAUCUUUUUAAAAUUUUAAAUAUUUAAAUU
Molecule: messenger RNA, 552 nt
Organism: Aphidius gifuensis
Lineage: Eukaryota; Metazoa; Arthropoda; Insecta; Hymenoptera; Braconidae
Product: nose resistant to fluoxetine protein 6-like
Exons: 4
Coding region: 1-549 (182 amino acids)
Source: RefSeq, a predicted model, not a curated record